Messenger RNA from Pipistrellus kuhlii (Kuhl's pipistrelle), 1830 nucleotides. RefSeq names its product doublesex and mab-3 related transcription factor 3 (gene DMRT3). The record is from RefSeq and is a predicted model, not a curated record. NCBI's taxonomy places the organism in Eukaryota, Metazoa, Chordata, Mammalia, Chiroptera, Vespertilionidae. Gene Ontology annotation, biological process: regulation of transcription by RNA polymerase II; male sex differentiation. Bases 68 to 1513 code for a protein of 481 amino acids. Gene Ontology annotation, molecular function: RNA polymerase II cis-regulatory region sequence-specific DNA binding; protein binding; DNA-binding transcription factor activity, RNA polymerase II-specific. The transcript is spliced from 2 exons. Gene Ontology annotation, cellular component: nucleus.
UCCCAGCCCCGCCGUCCCGCUCCCGCCGCCGGCCCGCCCGCCCUUCGCUCUCCGGGGAGCCCGGGGCAUGAACGGCUACGGCUCCCCGUACCUGUACGUGGGCGGCCCGGUGUCGCAGCCGCCGCGGGCGCCCCUGCAGCGCACCCCCAAGUGCGCGCGCUGCCGCAACCACGGCGUGCUGUCCUGGCUCAAGGGCCACAAGCGCUACUGCCGCUUCAAGGACUGCACGUGCGAGAAGUGCAUCCUCAUCAUCGAGCGGCAGCGCGUCAUGGCGGCGCAGGUGGCCCUCCGCCGGCAGCAGGCCAACGAGAGCCUCGAGAGCCUCAUCCCCGACUCGCUGCGCGCCCUGCCGGGACCCCCGCCGCCCGGGGACGCCGCCGCCGCCCCGCAGCCGCCGCCGCCGAGCCCGCAGCCGGCCCCGCCGCCGCGCCCCGCCGCCGAGCUGGCCGCCGCCGCCGCGCUGCGCUGGGCCGCCGAGCCCCGGCCCGGGCCGCUGCAGCCGCCGCUCGCCAAGCCCGACCUGGCUGAGGAGCGCCUCGGGGACAGCAGCCUGGCAGAGGGCGCGGAGACCUUCAGCGACAAGGACACGGACCCGAGGAGCUCCCCGGACGUGGCCAACAGCAAAGGCGGCUGCUUCGCGCCCGAGAGCCCCGAGGUGGUGUCGGUGGACGAAGGUGGGUACCCCGCCGCCGCCGCCGGUGGCCAGAAACACGGGGGCGCCUCGGGCGGCCGCCCCGACAGCCCCAAGUGCCCCGGGGAGCAGCAGAGCCACCUGCUCAUCGAGGGCCCCUCGGGCACCGUCUCGCUGCCCUUCAGCCUGAAGGCCAACAGGCCCCCGCUGGACGUGCUGAAGAAGAUAUUCCCGCAGCAGAAGCCGGCGGUGCUGGAGCUCAUCCUGAGGGGCUGCGGGGGGGACCUGGUGGGCGCCGUGGAGGUGCUGCUGUCCAGCCGGUCCCCGGGGCCGGCCGCCUCUGAGCCCGAGGGCCUCGUGCUGCCCGCCAACGGGCACCUCUUCGAGCACACGCUGGGCUCCUACCCGCUCUCCUCCUCCAAGUGGUCCGUGGGCUCGGCCUUCCGCGUCCCGGACACGCUGAGGUUCUCGGCGGACUCCGGCGGCGGCGGCGGCGUGGUGCCCGGCCCCCUGGCCGUGCCCCUGCAGCACCCGUUCCCCCAGCCGCCCCGCUACCCGCUGGUGCUGAGGAACGGCCUGGCCCGGAGCCAGGCCAGCCCCUUCCUGCCCAACGACGUGGCGCUGUGGAACACCAUGACGCUGCAGCAGCAGUACCAGCUGCGGUCCCAGUACGUCAGCCCCUUCCCGGGGGGCAGCAGCUCGGCCGCCGGCGUCUUCAGGAGCUCCCCCGUCCUGCCCGCGCGGGCCCCCGAGGACCCCCGGAUCUCCAUCCCCCCCGAGGAGGGGUGCCCCAUGGUGUCCAAGCAGCCCCUCUACGCCGAGGACGACUACGACGAGCGGUCCGACUCCUCGGACUCCAGGAUACUCAACACGUCCUCGUAAAGGGGCGCCGGGAGGACGGACGGGGCCAGGUGGCUCGUUCUGGGCAUCUGAACCCUUGGGGACGGACGGAGGGAAGGGGGGAAAGACUGAGGAGAAGCCACACCUUGUGUAUUCCUUUUCCUUCUGUUGGACAGGGUGACUGUGCUUGGUUCUGUUGGCAAUAAAAAACAAACAAACACGUAACUUAUUUAAUUUCUUGCACUUCACUGGGAAAUGCCAAAUAGCUCUGCUCUGUGGCUUUCGUGCUGACAUGCUUAUUGUGCCAGAGCAUCUCAGGCUUAAGCAUCGUCUUGGGAAAACUGGGACCACGGAUGAUU